AUGUCAUUUUUUAAUUUUAAAGGUUUUGGAAGAAAUUCGAAAAAGAAUAAGAAUCAACAAGGACAAUCACCACCAACUGCUAUAAGUCAACCUGCACCACCAAACUUAUCAUCUAUAUAUUCUAGUCCACACAAUUCCAACUCGAAAUUAUCAUUACGGAAAAAUCAUUCACCAAAGAGAAAUUCACAAGGUAGUUAUCCAGCUUCUCAUGCAUCACAUCAUCGUCCGCCACAACAACAACAACAACUUCAGCAACAACAACAACAACAACAUUCUCAUAAUACACAAAGUUCCUCACCGGAACGUACACAGUCACAAUCUCAACAAAUUAUGUUCCUUAGUGAACCAUUUGUAAGGACUGCCUUGGUAAAGGGUUCAUUUAAGACAAUUGUUCAACUUCCGAAAUAUGUAGACAUUGGAGAAUGGAUAGCUUUAAACGUAUUCGAAUUCUUCACUAAUUUGAACCAAUUCUAUGGUGUAAUUGCAGAAUAUGUUACACCUGAUGCUUACCCAACGAUGAAUGCAGGCCCUCACACAGAUUAUUUAUGGUUAGAUGCUAACAAUAGACAAGUUUCAUUACCUGCUAGUCAGUAUAUCGAUUUGGCUUUAACUUGGAUAAACAAUAAAGUUACGGAUAAACAUUUAUUCCCAACAAAGGAUAACAUUCCAUUCCCACAAGAAUUUUUAAGAGAUGUACAAAGAAUUAUGGUCCAAAUGUUUAGAGUAUUUGCACAUAUUUAUCACCAUCAUUUUGAUAAAAUUGUCCAUCUUUCAUUAGAGGCACAUUGGAAUUCUUUUUUUGCUCAUUUUAUUAGUUUUUCAAAGGAGUUUACCAUUAUUGAUAGAAAGGAAAUGACACCACUAAUUUUAUUAAUUGAGAAUUUUGAAAAGCAAGGAAAGAUUAUUAUAACCUAG
Maudiozyma barnettii is the source of this 915-nucleotide messenger RNA. It is a transcript of the gene MOB2, whose product is annotated as Mob2p. NCBI's taxonomy places the organism in Eukaryota, Fungi, Ascomycota, Saccharomycetes, Saccharomycetales, Saccharomycetaceae. The record is from RefSeq and is a predicted model, not a curated record. Gene Ontology annotation, biological process: cell division; positive regulation of protein phosphorylation; signal transduction. Gene Ontology annotation, molecular function: protein kinase activator activity. Gene Ontology annotation, cellular component: cytoplasm; nucleus. The transcript is spliced from 2 exons. Bases 1 to 915 code for a protein of 304 amino acids.